Molecule: messenger RNA, 1555 nt
Organism: Daphnia pulicaria
Lineage: Eukaryota; Metazoa; Arthropoda; Branchiopoda; Diplostraca; Daphniidae
Gene: Gmppa
Product: mannose-1-phosphate guanyltransferase alpha-like
Exons: 8
Coding region: 147-1415 (422 amino acids)
Biological process (GO): biosynthetic process
Cellular component (GO): cytoplasm
Source: RefSeq, a predicted model, not a curated record
CACAACACAACACAUUAGUCAAGUGAGUGAAAGCUGUUGCAAUGAAUAGAGAAAGUGCGGUAUAAUUUGUCCACGUAGACUAAAACACGCGAUAAACUUUCACUUGAAUCACCAAGGUAGCAAAGGAAAGACUUACUGAAACCAAAAUGUUGGUUAAAGCUGUCAUUUUAAUUGGGGGUAAUCAGAAAGGUACAAGAUUCCGACCUUUAUCAUUGGACCUUCCGAAACCAUUAUUUGCUGUAGCUGGGUUUCCUAUAAUUCAACAUCACAUAGAAGCAUGCGUGCAAAUUCCAUUUUUGAAGGAAAUUAUUAUUCUUGGAUAUUAUGGAGCCAAUGAAAUGUCCCAGUUUGUGGGAGAAAUGGUGCAGCUGUAUAAGCUAAAAAUUAGGUAUCUUCAAGAAUUUGAACCUCUUGGCACUGCUGGUGGUCUUUAUCAUUUCCGAGAUCAAAUUCGCUGUGGAAACCCAGAUUAUUUUUUUGUGCUGAAUGGAGAUGUAUGUGCUGAUUUUCCAUUAAUUGAAAUGCUAGAGUUCCACAAGACUCACAGAGAAAAACAGAAAGCAAUAGUUACUUUAAUGGCAACUGAAGCUACUCGUCAGCAAAGCCUUAUUUAUGGGUGCAUUAUUGAAAAUAAAGAGAAUAACACAUUGGAGCAUUAUGUAGAAAAACCAUCCACUUUUAUCUCCACUCUGGUAAACUGUGGUGUUUACAUUUUUUCACCGGAGGUGUUCCAACAAAUGGCGAAUGUGUUCAAUAAGAAACAAAUGGAUUUUUAUAACGUGGAAAAUGGAAGCAGUGUUGAAAGAGAAGCGCUGUAUUUGGAGAAAGAAAUUUUGAUGCCUUUAGCAGGAACCGGAAAAGCGCUAAUUUACCAAACUUUAAAGUGGUGGUCUCAGUUAAAGACCCCUGGCGCUGCAAUUUAUGCAAAUCGACAUUAUCUCAAUCUAUUUCGGGAAAGGAGACCUGAAAGAUUAGCUAAAAGCGAUCAGCCAACAAUCAUAGGGGAUGUUUAUAUCCAUCCUACUGCUGAUGUUCAUCCGACCGCAGUGUUAGGUCCUAAUGUUAGUAUAGGUGCACACGCAACGAUCAGUUAUGGAACUCGAAUUAAGGAAUCGAUUGUUCUCGCUCACUCGCGUGUCUUAGAUCAUUCUCUUGUUCUUUACAGUAUUAUUGGAGCGAAUAGUGAAAUUGGUUGUUGGUCGCGCGUUGAAGGAACUCCUUGUGAUCCUAACCCUGAUAAACCGUUUGCUAAAAUGGAAAAUGCCCCUCUUUUUAACGACGAAGGAAGGUUGAAUCCUUCCAUAACCAUUCUGGGAAACAAUGUCACUAUCCCUUCUGAAGUGAUUGUCCGAAAUUCUAUUGUGUUGCCUCAUAAAGAAUUGACUCGGAGCUACAACAAUGAAAUCAUUUUAUAAUCAAAAUGUAUCCAUUAAUUACAGAUUUUUUCAUUGAGCAAAACACUUUUUUUCUACUCAAUGAAUUGGUGAUUUUGUUGCCUUUUCAACGGUUUUUCCUAUGAAAUAUUUCCCCCUUAUACACGUAAGUAUAAUCCUAA